AUGAAACAGUUGCAGAACUAAGGACUAUGAAAGCUGAGUAUAUGUAUAACAAUAACAUCCUAUCCAUUAGAAAUGCCGACUCAAUCCCAUUCCACCACCACCAACAAACUCUACUUCUACUAUGGCCAUCGCAAACCUUCUCAGAAUCGACCUACUGUACAAGGUGGUCACUUCUCCAAUCGGAAAACCAUAAAAAACCAUAAUCAAAAUCCAUACAGAGUUAUAAAAUCAGAACAGCCUCCUUUCAAUCUGGAAAAAUGGGAUUCAGAUUCACAGCAAACAAUUAUCUCACAUACCAAAACCCCAUCAGAGAAAUUUUUCUCCAUUGCCAAAACUCUAUCACCAAUCGCUAGAUACAUUUGCGAUUCCUUCAGGAAACACAAUCAUUGGGAUGAAAAUGUGAUUACUGAUCUCAACAAACUCCGCAGGGUAACACCAAAUUUAGUUGCUGAGGUUCUUAAAGUCCAAAGUGAUCCAAAACUGUCUUCCAAAUUCUUCCAUUGGGCAGGUAAACAAAAGGGUUACCGGCAUAAUUAUGCUUCGUAUAAUGCUUUUGCUUAUUGUUUGAAUCGUAAUAAUCAGUUUAGGGCAGCUGAUCAGGUGCCUGAACUCAUGAGUAAUCAAGGUAAAUUACCUACUGAGAAACAAUUUGAAAUUUUGAUAAGGAUGCACUCUGAUGCUGGUAGGGGACUUAGAGUUUACUUUGUUUAUGAAAAAAUGAAAAAAUUCGGGGUUAAACCUAGGGUUUUCCUGUAUAAUAGGAUAAUGGAGGCUUUAGUAAAAACGGGUCAUUUGGAUUUGGCAAUUUCAGUUUAUGAGGACUUUAGAGAGGAUGGUUUGGUAGAAGAGAGUGUUACUUACAUGAUUUUGAUCAAAGGGUUGUGUAAGGCAGGUAGAAUUGAUGAGGGUUUUGAACUUCUGAAACGAAUGAGGGAAACAUUGUUUAAGCCUGAUAUUUUUGCUUAUACUGCAAUGAUUCGUGUUCUGAUUUCUGAAGGUAAUUUUGAUGGCUGUUUGAGAAUAUGGGCUGAAAUGCAGAGGGAUGGUGUUGAACCAGAUGUUAUGGCUUAUACGACUCUGGUUACUGGAUUGUGCAAGGGUAACAAAGUUGACAAGGCUUAUGGACUCUUUAAAGAGAUGAAAGAGAAAAAAAUCUUAAUAGACAGGGCAAUGUAUGGGGCAUUGGUCGAUGCAUUUGUAGCUAAUGGAAAGAUCGGUUCAGCGUGUGAUCUGUUGAAGGAUCUUAUGGCAUCUGGCUACCGGGCUGAUUUGUCUAUAUAUACUUCUCUCGUAGAAGGUCUGUGUAGUGUGAACUGUGUAGAUAAGGCUUAUAAACUCUUUGAAAUUACAAUCCAGGAUGGCCUCAAUCCAAACUUUACAACUAUAAUGCCUAUAAUGAUAUCAUAUGCAGAGGAGAACAGAAUGAACGACCUCCAUAAAUUGCUCGUGCAGAUGCAGAAAUUAGGGUGUCAGGUCACUGCAGAUCUCCCCAAGUUUUUUUCGUUAUUUAUUGAAAAGGGGACAAGAGAAAAUAGAGCUUUAGAAGUGUUUGAUUACUUGAAACAGAAAGGGUACUUCAGUGUUUCAAUUUACAAUAUCCUAAUUGGUGCACUAGAAAAUAUUGGUCAGGUUAAAAGAGCAAUAUCUCUAUAUGAGGAAAUGAAGGAUUGUGACUCCGAUUUAAAACCUGACCCUUCUACAUACAGCAAUAUAAUUCCUUGUUUUGUGGAUCUUGGGGAUAUGAAGGAGGCAUGUUCAUGUUAUACUAAGAUCAAGGAGAUGUCAUCAGUUCCUACUGUUUUUGCCUAUUCUUCACUGGUGCAAGGUCUAUGUAAGAUUGGAGAGAUAGAUGCAGCUUUUACACUAGUACGGAACUGCUUGGGAAAUGUUACCAAUGGACCCAUGGUGUUCAAGUAUUCUCUUACGAUUAUUCAUGCUUGUAAAUCAUGCACAGCUGAGAAGGUUAUUGACGUGCUUAAUGAGAUGAUGCAGCAGGGUUUCCCACCUGAUGAUGUUAUCUAUUCUGCUAUUAUCUACGGUAUGUGCAAUUACGGGACUAUAGAGGAAGCAAGGAAGGUGUUCUCAGGUCUUAGAGUUCGUAAGCUUCUUUCUGAAGCAAAUUUGAUUGUGUACGAUGAGUUACUUAUCAAUCAUACACAAAAGAAGAUGGCAGGAUUGGUGCAGGCCAGCUUGAAGUUUUUUGGUUUGGAAUCAAAAGUGAAAUUGAAGAGUAGCACAGUUAUAACAAGUUAAACAGAAGCCUUUAGUGUCUGCUGAGGAGAAUAACUUCUAACUCCUUGUGGUAAAAUUGGAGCUAGGAAAACGAAGAGAGUGUUCUCCAGUGAGCCAGAUGAGAAGAACCUAGACUAAAAAUGCUGAGUUCAAUGAGACUGGUUAGUUUGGAUCUACACGUUUUCAUUGUGGAAAGUUGCAGCCACUCAGUCAUUUUUGAAGUUGUACGACUCAUGGUGCCGAUUGAAGCUUGUACAUGGUAUUCCAGGGGUUUAAGAUUAAUCUCCCAAACUCUGGGAUGUGUCCUAAGAUUCAAAUAAAAUUGGUGCCUUAGACCAUCUCCAAUGAGGGAACGGGGAAUUCCCUUAAAAUCCGAGCUGGUAGCGAAUAUAAUCGACGUGGAAAACAUUAGGGGGACGCCAUGUCCAAAGGUGUGCAAAGUAAACUGAAUACCGAUCGAUGAACUGUUCACCGACAACUAAAUUGUAUCCCGAUUGCUGGACUGAAUAGCGAUCGAUGAAUUGAACAACGAGGAUUUGAUUAUUCCCUAAAAUAUUCGUAGCAGUUAGUGCUCUGGUUAGUUACUUUGUGCCACAGUUUUUUUACUUUGUAGCAGUUACUUUGUGUCAGUGUCUCUGUAACGUUUUGUAACGACGUGAAGAUGCUUUGGUCUGAUCCAUGGUUUGGGAAACUUGCUAUAUCUGCCACUAACUUUGCGUGUUUGGUCUCAUUCACGGUUUGGGAAGGAUGCUGUUGUUGUGUUUUCAAA
This is a messenger RNA of Papaver somniferum (opium poppy), 3001 nucleotides long. RefSeq names its product pentatricopeptide repeat-containing protein At4g20740-like. The transcript is spliced from 3 exons. The coding region runs from base 73 to 2253 and encodes 726 amino acids. The record is from RefSeq and is a predicted model, not a curated record. Gene Ontology annotation, molecular function: protein binding. NCBI's taxonomy places the organism in Eukaryota, Viridiplantae, Streptophyta, Magnoliopsida, Ranunculales, Papaveraceae.